This is a messenger RNA of Cyclopterus lumpus (lumpfish), 840 nucleotides long. RefSeq names its product chymotrypsin-like elastase family member 2A. The record is from RefSeq and is a predicted model, not a curated record. Gene Ontology annotation, biological process: proteolysis. The transcript is spliced from 7 exons. Gene Ontology annotation, molecular function: serine-type endopeptidase activity. The coding region runs from base 1 to 840 and encodes 279 amino acids. Lineage: Eukaryota; Metazoa; Chordata; Actinopteri; Perciformes; Cyclopteridae.
AUGAGGAGGCUAGUGGUUCUCGCUUUUCUGGUAGCUCGCGCCUAUGGAUGCGGCUUUCCCAGCUUCCCUCCCGUGCUGAGCAGGGUGGUGGCGGGACAGGAUGUCCGGCCUCACAGCUGGCCCUGGCAGAUCUCGCUCCAGUCGGACAGCAGUGGGCGCUGGAGGCACGUCUGUGGAGGCACCCUCAUCUCUUCUGACUGGGUCCUCACUGCUGCACACUGCAUCAAUGACCGUUACAACUACAGAGUGGAGCUGGGUAAACACAGCCUGAAGACCAGCGAGCAGGGCUCGAUAGCCCGCAGAGCAGCCACAAUCAUCACUCAUGACGACUACAACUCCAUGCUCAGCCGUAACGACAUCGCCCUGAUCAAGCUGUCCUCCCCUGUCACCUUCUCCGACGCCAUCACGGCCGCCUGCGUACCAGACCGGGGCGUGGUCCUGCCCCACGGUUCCCCCUGCUACGUCACCGGCUGGGGUCGACUCUCCACCAGCGGCCCUCCGGCUGACAUCCUGCAGCAGGCUCUCCUGCCAGUGGUUGGCCACGAUGCCUGCUCACAGCCCGACUGGUGGAGCGUCCUGGCAACAGACAAGAUGGUCUGUGCCGGAGGUGACGCCGUCACAGCUGGCUGUAAUGGAGACUCUGGCGGUCCCCUGAAUUGCCAGAACCCUGAUGGCUCCUGGGAUGUCCACGGUGUGGUGAGCUUCGGUUCUGGCCAGGGCUGCAACGUCCUCCAGAAGCCCACUGUCUUCACACAAGUCAGCUCCUAUAUCGACUGGAUCACCACCGUGAGGAACAUUUUCCUUUUGCGAUUACCUUGCCAGCAUAACCAAUGGACCUGA